GUUCAAGUGGAGUCGGGAAAAAACUGACACCCGUCCCACCUCGCCUCAACCCUAGCUGGCGGCCCGCUGCCACCGGCACCGUCGAGGCUGAACCUCGUCGGCGGAUCCCUCCUCAAGCCAACCUUACCCUCUCCCGCAACCCCAAGGAGCCGCCGCCCCCCUGCACUAGCCAAGAGGCCGCCGCUCGUACUCCAGCAGAGGUCGCCGCGCCGCCACUCUCUCUACUUGAGGAGUGAUCGCCCCGGCCGCCACCCUUCUACCCCAGCAGAAUUCGACGUCACCGCCACCCCCUGCAGCAAUACUCGCCGUCGCCACCGCGCCCUCUGCCGCCCUACCGUGCGUGAUUCCCUACCGCGCCGCUGCUGCCACCCAUCUCCGGCGCCGCCGCCGCCGCUGCCACGCCCCGUUGCUCUCGCGCGCCACGCAUCUCCGCCGCCAUCGCCGCACCGCCCCUCUCGCGAGAGCCUCCGUCGCUGCCGAAACAUCCACUGCCGAAGCCGAUCUGUCAUCACCGACUCGCUCACUUUCAUGGUAAUUCUCCUGAACUGCCAAACGAGUUCACUUAUGAUAGACAUGGUUUCUGCUAUUGAAGAGCUUAGUGGGCUACCUUCUAGGGAACUUAGUGAGAUGCUGAAGGAGUCAGAGAGCUUUGUUUUGCAGUACAAGGCAGAAGAUGGAGGUCCAAAGCAGGUGGACAUGGAAAAACUUGUAUCGUCGCUUCCUCUUCAUCUUCUUGCUGUAUGUUUGGAGCUUGGAAGAGAUUCAGAUUUAACAUAUGUACUUCGUGGCAUCCGCUUUUUGCAUAGUUUAUCUGAGCUAGCAACUCGUUACACUAGGCUGGAGCAGCUUCUUCUGGAUGAUGUGAAAUUAUCUGAACAAGUCAUGGACCUAAUAUUAUUUGUGCUAACUAUUCUGGCCCACCAGAAGAAGGAAAAUCAUCUUGGUGCUUCUCCCUUUAUACAUUCAUCACUUGUAGCAGCAAGUCUUCAUCUGUUGACAAGUUACUUUUCAUCUCAGUGCCAUGAACUUGUUCAUAUUCUUCUUGCACAUUCAAAGGUUGAUAUAUUUAUGGAUGUGGCAUUUGAGAGUCUGCAUGAAGAUAUGAAGUUAUUGAGUCUCAGGCUAUCAACAUUGGGCACCGAUGCCUUUCCUGUUGGUCCUUUUGACUCACAACUUACCCACUUCAUCUGCCAACAGUGCGAAGCAUCAUUACAAUUUCUUUUGUUGCUGUGCCAGCAGAAGUUGUUUCGAGAUCGUAUUUUUAAAAACAAGGAGCUCUGUAGAAAAGGAGGUAUACUGUCACUCUCUCUGACUAUAUUGAAGUUAGGUGUUCCAGAAUGUCUGCAGGGAUCAACUCAUAUUGUUUCUUCCAUUUCCAGACUGAAGGCAAAAGUCCUUUCUAUUGUGCUACAACUUUGCGAAGCUGAAAGUAUUUCUUACCUUGAUGAAGUUGCCACUUUACCGAAGAGCAUGCAACUAGGGCAAACCUUGGCACUCGAGGUUCUUGAUUUGCUGAAAACUGCAUUUGGAAGAAAGGAAAAACCUGCGGCUGGUUCUCAUGAUAAGAGUUUCCCCAUGGGUUCUGUGCUUAUCAGUGCGUUACGUCUUGUUGAUGUAUUCUCUGACGAUUCAAACUUCAGAUCGUCCUUCAUAACUAAUACUAUUCCCUUUCUGACCCAAAUUUUGGCUACUCCUCAUGAUGAGUUUUCCUCGAGUUGGUGCUCUGUCAAUAUGCCAGUGAUUGAAGAAGAUGCUAAUCUAGAAUAUGAUCCAUUUGGUGCAGCUGAGUUGGCACUGGUAGCUGCUUCCGAUAUCGAUAUGUUAACUGAAGCUAAAGCUAACUAUUCAUGCCCUUUGCGCACUAUCAGUGUGUCUACAAUAACAUAUGCCCAGACAAGAACGUCAUAUGUGGUGAAAAUAAUAGCAAAUUUGCAUGUCUUUGUUCCAAACAUAUGUGAAGAGCAAGAAAGAGACCUUUUUCUUCAGAAAUUUCAGAAAUACUUGUUAUCAGAGAGUCCUAGGCCAUCAUUGGACCAUCCAGCAUCUGAUGAGGCCACUACAGUUUGUAGAAACUUGGAAUCUUUGUCCCGUUAUGCUAAAUCAUUAAUUCCUAAUCACUUAUUAAAUGAGGAAGAUGUGCAAUUAUUAAGUGAAUUUGCUUACAAGUUACAAAAAUGGUGUGAAUCACUAGCAGGACUGAGAACAUUGCAGGUGGCAAAAAGUGAGACAUCAUUACAAAUCAAGGAAGAUUUGCAAAAAGUGAUACAUCAUUUAACGGGAAGGUUAACUACUGUUCCAAAUUCCAAUAUGAAUAACCCUCUCAAGGAUGCACAGAACAUGGAAGAGUCUACACCAACACCCUCCAUGAAACAAGAGGGAAAUGCUAGGGAUGAGACUCCAAGAAAGCGUGCCAGCAUAAAUUGUGGGCUCCUGCAGAAUUCAGUUGGUCAAAACCUAAUUCAUCUUGGUGUUGCGAGAACAACUAAGACAGGCUAUCCGGGGGUCAGUACUGCUACUAGUACAGUACUCCAGCACUGUAGAAGCGUAGAUCAUUUCAAAACACCAGAACCUACAACAGAAAGUGGUCUUCAAGAUGAUGAUGAGAGGCAACGUAAGAGAAAGAAGCGAACCAUUAUGAAUGAUGGGCAAGUAAAUGAAAUUGAGAAUGCUCUAAAUGAUGAGCCUGAGAUGCAUAAGAAUGCAACUUCACUUCAGGCAUGGGCAGAGAAAUUGAGUGGGCAGGGUUCAGAGAUAACAUCAUCACAACUAAAGAACUGGCUAAACAACAGAAAAGCUAAGCUUGCUCGUGUUGCGAAAGAAAGAGGAGUACCAUGUGAGGGUGAUAAUGCUGAUAAGCCAUCUACACCAGCUACUUCUCACUUUGGUGACUCCUCAGAAAGUGCUGGUGAGGAGAGCUAUUUUCCACCUCCAAGGGUGAUGAAUGCUCUAGGCAUAUCAAAAGGCAACGGACAGCUAAAUCAAGGCACCAAUGAUACAACUACGCAGGCAGAGUCCAACCAAAACAUCAUGAUGAGCUGCCCUUUUACAAAAUCAUAUUCUUUCGAGCUUGGGCGUCCGGUUUUGUUGAUCGACAAUCAAGGGAACGAAAUUGGAAGAGGGGAGAUUUUCCAAGUCGAAGGCAUGGCACAAGGGAAGAGCCUAACAGAGAGUCACAUCUGUAUUAUCAAUAUUACCGAUCUUAAGAUUGAGAAAUGGAGGGAGCUCCCUCAUCCCUCCGAGGCAUCUGGAAGAACGUUCCAAGAGGCGGAAUCAAGGCAUGGUGGCGUGAUGAGGGUGGCAUGGGAUGUUAUCAGGCUUGCUCCAGUGGUGCCGUAAGUUCCAUUCUUUUUGCAGCUUGUAGUAAGCCAUCCUCCCAUGUUGGCAUCGAGAAAGUAGAGAGUAGAGAGAAUUUCCAAUCUAUGGCAAAUGAGCUGCUCAAGUAGAUACUCGAGUAGCAUUUGGCAAAACCCUUGAAUAUCGUCUGUUGACUGUUGUAUCAAUUCACCCAAUGUUGUGCAUGUUCAGGAGGAACUACACCCCCUCAGGUUAUCAGUUCUAUAUAUAUGUUCAUUGUUCAUCGCAAUAACUUCAAUCU
Messenger RNA from Brachypodium distachyon (stiff brome), 3595 nucleotides. RefSeq names its product nodulin homeobox. Lineage: Eukaryota; Viridiplantae; Streptophyta; Magnoliopsida; Poales; Poaceae. The record is from RefSeq and is a predicted model, not a curated record. Bases 529 to 3336 code for a protein of 935 amino acids. Gene Ontology annotation, biological process: flower development. The transcript is spliced from 18 exons. Gene Ontology annotation, molecular function: single-stranded DNA binding.